Penicillium cinerascens is the source of this 2802-nucleotide messenger RNA. Its product is annotated as U4/U6-U5 snRNP complex subunit PRP6. Gene Ontology annotation, biological process: mRNA splicing, via spliceosome; spliceosomal tri-snRNP complex assembly. Bases 1 to 2802 code for a protein of 933 amino acids. The record is from RefSeq and is a predicted model, not a curated record. Lineage: Eukaryota; Fungi; Ascomycota; Eurotiomycetes; Eurotiales; Aspergillaceae. Gene Ontology annotation, cellular component: catalytic step 2 spliceosome; U4/U6 x U5 tri-snRNP complex. Gene Ontology annotation, molecular function: protein binding. The transcript is spliced from 3 exons.
AUGGCGUCCGGACGCAAGGAUUUUCUCAGCCAGCAGGCGCCGGAGAACUAUGUCGCCGGUCUGGGUCGUGGUGCGACUGGCUUCACCACACGCUCCGACUUGGGACCCGCGCGCGAAGGCCCGACACCUGAACAGAUCCAGGCCGCGUUAACGAAACGAGCUGCCGCGCUCGGAGCUGCUGCGCCCACCGCCUACGGUGAUAAGUCUCGCGAGAAAGGAGGCAAAGAAGACAAGGAGGAAGAGGACGAUGAGCGCUUCCAGGAUCCCGACAAUGAGACGGGCCUGUUUGCCUACGGGCAGUUCGACCAGGAAGACGAUGAGGCAGAUCGCAUCUACCAAGAGGUAGACGAGAAGAUGGAUAGGCGCCGAAAAAUUCGAAGGGAAGCUCGAGAGCAACAAGAACGCGAUGACUACGAACGAAAGAACCCCAAGAUUCAACAGCAGUUUGCCGAUUUGAAACGUUCCCUCGCUGCGGUUUCCGAGGACGACUGGGCCAACCUGCCCGAAGUUGGUGACCUGACGGGCAAGAACCGACGAGAGAAGCAGAACAAUCGCCAGAGAUUCUACGCCGUUCCGGAUAGUGUUAUUGCAGGUGCCCGGGACUCGGCACAGUUCGACACAACCGUUGCCGACGACGGCGGUGCAGCCGAAGGAGAUGGCGAUGGCACCAUGACGAACUUUGCGGAUAUCGGUGCGGCGCGUGACAAAGUCCUAAAGGUCAGACUGGACCAAGCUGCGCACGGAUCAACCGCCGAGACCUCGGGGAGUGCCACCAGUAUCGACCCCAAGGGCUAUCUCACCAGUCUGACCCAGUCGGAAGUCAAGGCCGGCGAAGUCGAAGUAGGCGAUAUCAAGCGAGUCCGAGUCUUGCUGGAAUCCGUCACCAAGACCAACCCCAAACACGCCCCGGGAUGGAUUGCUCUUGCGCGUCUUGAGGAGCUUGCAGGUCGAAUUGUUGCAGCCAGAAAUAUUAUCGCUAAAGGGUGUGAGCUUUGCCCAAAGAGCGAGGAUGCAUGGAUGGAAAAUAUUCGUCUAAACGAAGGCCACAAUGCCAAAGUUAUUGCGGCAAACGCCAUUAAGAAUAACGACCGCUCCACAGGACUUUGGAUCGAGGCCAUGAAACUUGAAACAGAUUCCCGGGCCAAGAAGAAUGUGCUCAGACAAGCUAUCUUGCACAUUCCUCAAUCAGUCCAGAUCUGGAAAGAAGCCGUCAACCUGGAGGAGGAUCCCGCAGAUGCACGCCUUUUGCUGGCGAAGGCCGUGGAGAUGAUUCCCUUGUCAGUGGAAUUGUGGUUGGCUCUUGCUCGAUUGGAGACACCCGAAAAUGCCCAGAAGGUCUUGAACGCUGCACGCAAGGCGGUCCCCACUAGUCACGAAAUCUGGAUUGCUGCAGCUCGUCUUCAGGAACAGAUGGGCACCUUUGAAAAGGUUAACGUCAUGAAACGUGCCAUCCAAUCCCUCGCCAGAGAGAAUGCAAUGUUGAAGCGAGAGGAAUGGAUUGAAGAGGCCCAGCGAUGCGAGGAAGAAGGUGCCAUCCUCACCUGCGGUGCUAUCAUUCGUGAGACGCUCGGAUGGGGCCUGGAUGAGGAUGAUGAUCGGAAAGAUAUUUGGAUGGACGAUGCGAAGUCUAGCAUUGCCCGGGGCAAAUACGAGACCGCUCGUGCCAUCUAUGCGUAUGCACUACGUGUCUUUGUCAAUCGUCGGUCUAUUUGGCUCGCUGCGGCUGACUUGGAGCGCAACCAUGGUGACAAAGAAGCUCUCUGGCAGGUUCUUGAGAAAGCCGUUGAAGCAUGCCCGCAGAGCGAGGAGCUUUGGUUGCAGCUAGCUAAGGAGAAGUGGCAGUCUGGAGAAAUUGACGAUGCCCGACGAGUCCUCGGCCGUGCCUUCAACCAGAACCCAAACAACGAAGAUAUCUGGCUUGCUGCAGUCAAGCUUGAGGCAGACGCCAAGCAGACCGACCAAGCGCGAGAGUUACUGGCCACUGCUCGUCGCGAAGCUGGCACGGAUCGCGUGUGGGUCAAGAGUGUUGCUUUCGAGCGGCAAUUAGGCAAUGACGACGACGCAUUGGAUCUCGUCAACCAGGGCCUGCAGCUGUAUCCGAAGGCCGACAAGCUCUGGAUGAUGAAGGGCCAGAUCUACGAGGCUCAAAACAAGUUCCCACUAGCCCGCGAGGCAUACGGAACCGGCACCAGAGCCUGCCCCAAAUCUGUCCCUCUGUGGCUACUGGCCUCUCGAUUGGAAGAGAAGGCAGGUGCCGUCGUUCGUGCACGCUCUGUUCUUGAUCGAGCUCGUCUUGCGGUCCCCAAGAGCGCCGAGCUUUGGACAGAAAGUGUGCGGGUGGAACGUCGUGCGAACAACAUCGCCCAGGCCAAGGUAUUGAUGGCGCGGGCUCUCCAGGAGGCUCCGGCAUCUGGAUUGCUCUGGAGCGAAAGCAUCUGGCACCUCGAGCCGCGGGCACAGCGCAAGGCGCGCAGCUUGGAGGCGAUCAAGAAGGUGGACAACGACCCCAUCCUGUUCAUCACGGUGGCACGGAUAUUCUGGGGCGAGCGUCGACUAGAGAAGGCGAUGACCUGGUUCGAAAAGGCGAUCGUCUCGGAUAGCGACUACGGCGACGGCUGGGCUUGGUAUUACAAGUUCUUGUUGCAACAUGGAACAGAGGACAAACGAUCCGACGUGAUUUCCAAGUGCAUGUCAAUGGAGCCCAAGCACGGCGAGAUCUGGCAGUCUGUGGCCAAGGACCCGGCCAACGCGCACAAGUCGACGGAGGAGAUUUUGAAGAUCGUUGCAAACACCGUUAACUGA